AUGACACAAACAGUACGUGUUGGUGCGGUUCAGGCUGAGCCAGCUUGGCUAGACCUCCAAGGAGGGGUAAACAAGACGAUUGAACUGAUUAAGAAAGCUGGAGAAGAUGGCGUCAAUGUCUUAGGAUUUCCAGAGGUCUGGCUGACAGGAUACCCAUGGGCCAUAUGGGUGAACAGUGUCGUAGAGAACACAGAACUCAUCCACAAAUACAUGGCGAAUUCUAUGGUGAAGGCCUCUCCAGAAAUGGACCGUAUUCGAGCAGCCGCAAAGGAUGCUAAUGUCUUUGUGGUUUUGGGGUACAGCGAGCGAGAUGGAGCGAGUCUCUAUAUCGCCCAGUCUUUCAUCAAUACCGAGGGCGAAAUCGUGCUUCAUAGAAGGAAGAUCAAACCCACGCAUGUGGAAAGAUCCAUCUGGGGUGACGGGCAGGCAGAUUCGUUGACUUCAGUUGUGGAUACACCGUAUGGGAAGGUUGGAGCAUUGAACUGUUGGGAGCACCUUCAGCCCCUGUUGAGAUACUACGAAUAUUGCCAAGGCGUCCAGAUUCACGUUGCUGCGUGGCCGCCAAUGUUCGACUUGCCGGAUCCAAAAAAGCUAAAAUGGCCAUUCCAUGAAACAAACAAUGCGAACCAAUUGUGUAGCCAGUUCCUGGCGAUUGAGGGUCAAGCAUUCGUCCUUGUCGCAACUCAGGUUCUGACGGAAGGUAACUUGGAGAAGUUGAAUCUAAUUGACAGCGGCGUGUGUCAGACGCCCGGCGGCGGCUUCACAAUGAUAUAUGGUCCAGAUGGGAAACCCCUUUGUGAGCCAUGGCCACCAGGAAAGGAGGGUAUAAUGCAAGCCGAUAUCGAUUUAAGAGAUAUCGAUUAUGCAAAAGGGAUGAUCGACACAGUCGGUCAUUAUUCUCGUCCGGACCUUCUGAGCCUGAACGUAAAUCCAAUAGCGGCGAAACCCUUCCAUCUCAAGUAA
Messenger RNA from Mollisia scopiformis, 963 nucleotides. Its product is annotated as putative nitrilase. The record is from RefSeq and is a predicted model, not a curated record. NCBI's taxonomy places the organism in Eukaryota, Fungi, Ascomycota, Leotiomycetes, Helotiales, Mollisiaceae. Gene Ontology annotation, molecular function: catalytic activity. Bases 1 to 963 code for a protein of 320 amino acids. The transcript is spliced from 4 exons.